UAGUGCAGAAAAUAGAUUUGGAAUUUGAUGUGAGUAGAAACAAGAGUGAAGAAGAUUUUCCUAAGACAUCUAAUUGGUGUUCUAGGAGCUACAAGGAUCAUCAUUAUUACAAAAAAAAAAAGAAAAAGGAACCGAACUGAGUUGGUCCAUUUUGUUGUUUCUUUGGCCUGCGCAUUUCAGGCUUUAAAGGGAUAUGUCACAUGCAUGCUCGUUGAGGGUUGCGAAGCUUUUAAAUUUCGGGGCUGUAUCAACACCUAGCUUGUUAAGGUCAUCGAGGGUUCAUUUGCAUUUCGCCGUCAAGAGCUUCAGUAGUAAAAUUCAAAUGGAAAAUGGUAUGGGUGAUAAUCCCAGAGGUGCAUUGGUUGUUUUAGAAGGUUUGGACCGAAGUGGGAAAACAUCACAAGCUAGUGGAUUGCUCUCAUACUUGGAAGGACAAGGGUUGUCAGCUGAGUUAUGGCGGUUUCCAGACAGAAAUACGUGUGUUGGGCAGAUGAUAUCUUCAUAUCUUUCCAACAAGUCAGAAUUAGAUGAUCGGACGAUCCAUCUUCUUUUCAGUGCAAAUCGUUGGGAGAAGAGAACAUUGAUGGAGAGUAAGUUGAGGAGUGGGACAACCCUAAUUGUAGACCGCUAUUCUUACUCUGGUGUGGCUUUUUCAUCUGCCAAGGGUCUUGAUACUGAAUGGUGUAAGGGUCCAGAGAUAGGUUUGCUGGCUCCAGAUCUAGUAGCAUACCUUGACAUACCACCCCAGAAAGCUGCAGAAAGAGGAGGUUAUGGAGGUGAGAGAUACGAGCAGCUUGAGUUCCAGAAGAAAGUUGCUCAACACUAUGAGAUGCUUCAUGAUCCCACAUGGAAGAUCGUUGAUGCCUGCCUUCCCAUGGAAGAGGUAGCAAAACAGUUGAGGGAGAUUGUAAUGGAUUGCAUAGUUAAUUGCCGGAAAGGGAAACCACUAACUGAGCUAUGGCAAAGGAACCAGGAAGGUGUAGGUGGUGGUGCAGGAUUUCUCUCUGUAUUAAGAAGCUGCCCAGGAAGGAGUUGAAAUCUGCGAGCAAGGAAGCGGAUUUCUGCUGCUACUUGGACCUGCCAUGAACCAAGAUUGUGCUGUUUCCAUAAUUCUUUGGAAUUUAGUUGGAUAAGGGCCCAAAUUUCUUAGCUAAUUCUCUCAAUUAUAUCGGAAAAAGUUUACCUGGCUUGCUGUUAUUCUAUGAAAUCUGAUUAUGGUUUCACAAUUCCGUUAUUUAGAAACUUCUAAAUUUGAUAAUACAUGGAAACCUUUUUCUUGCUGUAAAAAAAUUAAAUUUUUGAACGAGUUUAGGAAACCUCUA
This is a messenger RNA of Papaver somniferum (opium poppy), 1322 nucleotides long. RefSeq names its product thymidylate kinase-like. Lineage: Eukaryota; Viridiplantae; Streptophyta; Magnoliopsida; Ranunculales; Papaveraceae. Bases 194 to 1036 code for a protein of 280 amino acids. The record is from RefSeq and is a predicted model, not a curated record. Gene Ontology annotation, cellular component: cytosol; mitochondrion; cytoplasm. The transcript has 9 exons. Gene Ontology annotation, molecular function: ATP binding; dTMP kinase activity. Gene Ontology annotation, biological process: dTTP biosynthetic process; dTDP biosynthetic process; dUDP biosynthetic process.